AUGAAGCACGCAGAGGGCACUUCCAACGGCGAUGCCAAUGGCUCUGGAGUCACGGCAGCCAACGCCAAAGUCACACUCGAGGACCUCGCUGUGUCUCCAAAUCUGCCAGGCCAGGUGCCCGCAUUGCUGGACGAGAUAUCUUCUUCCGGGGGGCAGUAUCUCGCAGCAAAUACAGAGGCGAGGUUAAGCCUGCUCGAAUCAGCCAGGUCGCUGGUAUAUGCUUUAGAGACGCCUCGAGAGGCAAUUAUUCGUCACUGCUGGUCAGACUCUACCAAGUAUGCAGCUCUGGAGACGGCUGUCGGCCUGAAUCUUUUCGCUGCCCUAGGAACAGAUGAUACAUCCAGGUCGGUCGCAGAGCUCGCACAGGCAACGGGCUCAGACCCUGCAUUAUUAAGCCGCCUGAUGAAGCACCUGGCUGCCGUGGGUGUGAUAACCGAGACCGGCCACGAUGAGUAUCGCGCAACAGGAUUCUCGAAGGUGCUCACUGGGGAGAAGUACAGUGAUGCCUUUCCACUCAUGACAUCACGCUUUACCCUCGGUAUCCUGGCCCUACCCGCCUUCCUCGAGAAGACCAACCAUCGCAACCCAACCAACGCCACAGACACAGCAUUCCAGCUCGGAUACAAAACCGACAUGGGCUUCUUCAGCCAUCUCCAGCAGGAGCCUAUCACGGCUAGACGCUUCAACAACCACAUGGGUGUUUAUGCGCAGGGCCGGGCGCGCUGGACGGACCCGGGCUUCUACCCAGUGCAGGAACAGCUGGUCGAGGGUACGACUCUGGGAGAAGAGGAUGUACUGCUUGUCGAUGUGGGCGGCAGCUUCGGACAUGACUUGCUGGACUUCCGUCGCAAGUGGCCGAGUGUUCCUGGACGACUUGUGCUGCAGGACCUUCCGGAGGUUGUCUCGUCGGUGAAGGACCUGCAUCCCUCGAUUGACGUUACUGCGCACGAUUUCUUCACGGAGCAGCCAGUUAAAGGUGCCCGCGCAUACUACAUGCACUCCGUCCUCCACGACUGGCCUGACAAUCUCGGGCGUAAGAUCCUGGCUAACCUUGUUGCCGCAAUGAAGCCAGGAUACAGCAAGCUGCUGGUCAAUGAGAAUGUGAUCCCGGACACAGGUGCGUACUGGGAGACGACCAGCCUUGAUAUAAUCAUGAUGCAGAUCGGAUCAGGCGAGCGGACGGAGCGUCAAUGGCGAGCCCUGCUGGAGUCGGCCGGGCUGAAGAUUGUUCAUAUCUGGACUGCGCAGCGCGGAGUUGAGUCUUUGAUUGAGUGUGAGUUGGCUUGA
This is a messenger RNA of Aspergillus puulaauensis, 1287 nucleotides long. RefSeq lists its product as uncharacterized. Lineage: Eukaryota; Fungi; Ascomycota; Eurotiomycetes; Eurotiales; Aspergillaceae. The record is from RefSeq and is a predicted model, not a curated record. Gene Ontology annotation, molecular function: O-methyltransferase activity. The transcript has 5 exons. The coding region runs from base 1 to 1287 and encodes 428 amino acids.